This is a messenger RNA of Thyridium curvatum, 567 nucleotides long. RefSeq lists its product as uncharacterized. The transcript has 2 exons. Bases 1 to 567 code for a protein of 188 amino acids. Lineage: Eukaryota; Fungi; Ascomycota; Sordariomycetes; Thyridiales; Thyridiaceae. The record is from RefSeq and is a predicted model, not a curated record.
AUGUCUUUCCUCCUGCCCCUCAUCCCGGAUCUCCUGCCUAUGAUCAUGCCUUCAUCGGUGCACAUUGCCAAGGCUGAGAACAUGGUUGCUGUGCCGGCUCCUCGUGCCGCUUCUCCUCAACCGGUAAACGGCACGAACGGCGAAGAAACGGAGACUGGUGUCGUUCAAAAAGACGCAGUCGUUCACAAAUCCGACAAAAUGUGCGCACGUGGUGAGUAUUACUCCUUGACGGAGACGAAAAAGAUCCGACAACUGAUGGCAUGGCUAGUCGUGGUGGCCAAACCCAAAUCGUCGUCUUCCGUACAUCACUACGGCGAACAUGACGCUAUUAUCUACGCUGUGAGCGGGCCUGGCUUCCUCCUCACGCACUCUGGCGACGAGGACGCGGAGCCGAAGCGGAAUGAGCUCUCUGCCGGAGAUUUCGCAUUCGUGCCACCGUGGACAGAGCACCAGAUGGUCAACGAAACUGACAACGAUAUCACAUGGGUCGUGAUCCAGAGUGCUUCUGAACCGCUCCAGGUCGAUCUCACAGAAUGGGGCGGAGCUGAAUUAAAGCACGCCAAAUGA